Molecule: messenger RNA, 1180 nt
Organism: Macaca mulatta (Rhesus monkey)
Lineage: Eukaryota; Metazoa; Chordata; Mammalia; Primates; Cercopithecidae
Source: RefSeq, a predicted model, not a curated record
AAUAAUAAAGAAAAGAAAAAGAAAGGAGGGUCUUUCUCCAUUGCCCGGGUUGGACUCCUAGGCUGAGGGGAUCCCUCUCCUUCCCAAUAGCUGGGGCUACAGGAGUGCGCCACCACGCCCGCCUGGCUCAAUUCCUGCUCCUUUUGGUCUAUAAAGCGGACUGUGGCCGUGGGGCUCAUGCGAUAGAGUCACCAGCCACUGGAGCUUUACAGGAGAGAGUGGGAGGGGAGCCUCAGAGAGGUCACUCAGUACCCAAAGUGUGCCCAGACGGGCCCUAACUACGUGGCGUGACCUCAGGCGGAGCAAACUGAUCAAGGACACCGUGUCCCCACCCACCCUGACCGCUCCAGGGUAUGCUUAGGUGUCCGAACUCUUGUUCUCCAAAGAGAUUCAAACAGCCGCGAGACACCCCUAACGGUCUCCCGAGGCCGAGAUUGUCCGGAGCGGAAGCGGAGCCGCGCUUCCCAGGAGCGCGCCGAAGCGCACUGCGCAGCCGCGGUGGGAGGAGGCACCGGCCGCGCGGCGGGAGAAGGUGCUGGCCGAGUAGUGCACACAGCGCCGGGAAGAUGAGCACGGCAGGUGGCGGCCGUCGCCGCCAGGCGCAAGUGUCCCGCCGCAUCUCCUUCAGCGCGAGCCACCGAUUGUACAGUAAAUUUCUGAGUGAUGAAGAAAACUUGAAAUUGUUUGGGAAAUGCAGCAAUCCAAAUGGCCAUGGGCACAAUUAUAAAGUUGUGGUGACAGUACAUGGAGAGAUUGACCCUGCUACGGGAAUGGUUAUGAAUUUGGCUGAUCUCAAAAAAUAUAUGGAGGAGGCGAUUAUGCAGCCCCUUGAUCAUAAGAAUCUGGAUAUGGAUGUGCCAUACUUUGCAGAUGUGGUGAGGUACUGGGAGGAGGAGAUGAACCCUGCUCCUGUGGAGGCUGUGAGGUGUUGGUGUCGUGUAUACAUCCAAGGGAUGGCCUAAUUAUUUACAACCAGGUUCCUGAAAAUCAGCCCUGAAUCCAGCUUUCUACCUUCUCUUUUCAAUAUCAUUCAAUUAAUUGAGUCACAGAAGCAGCCUUUAAUUCAUUUAAUUCCCUUACAUUCUUCUAACUUCUGCCAUAUAUCUCGUGACCUGUGAUUUUUUCCUUUUGUACUGAUUUGAUACUAUGUAAUAGCAAUUAAAUAUCGUUACUUAUACCA